Fukomys damarensis (Damara mole-rat) is the source of this 147-nucleotide messenger RNA. Its product is annotated as keratin-associated protein 20-2-like. Bases 1 to 147 code for a protein of 48 amino acids. Lineage: Eukaryota; Metazoa; Chordata; Mammalia; Rodentia; Bathyergidae. The transcript has a single exon. The record is from RefSeq and is a predicted model, not a curated record.
AUGCGCUACUACGGCCACAAUUACGGUGUCCUGGGCUGUGGCCGUGGGGGCCUGGGCUGUGGCCAUGGGGGCGGCUAUGGUAACUAUAGUUAUGGCUGUUGCAGCCCCCUGUGCUAUGGAAGAUACUGGUCCUCCGGCUUCUACUGA